Molecule: messenger RNA, 843 nt
Organism: Rotaria sordida
Lineage: Eukaryota; Metazoa; Rotifera; Eurotatoria; Philodinida; Philodinidae
Source: the annotation of a GenBank genome assembly
AUGCAAACGAUUGAUACUAAUUUUCUACCAUUAGCAGUAGUUCAAAAGCUUGAAGAAGUUGGAAUACCACAAGACAGUUUGAUAUUUUAUCAAAAUAAUUGUUGGGUUUAUCAAGUAAGACAUGACAUAUCUAAAUUGAUUGAGAAAUGUCAUCUUCAAUCUAUCGAUUCAUUAGGACCUUUUGAAAUUCAUGAAGCUGAUAUUUCAUUAGUCUUAUUGCCAUCUACAUGUCAAUAUAGGAUUACUAAAAUUCGAGGACGACAAUUAAUUCAUGAAGCACAAGCGACAGGUACUUAUGCUCCAAUUGCACCAAUUACGCUUGAAGGAUUUGCACGUUCAACAGUAAAUAUUCCAGACGAUGCAACACAUUUUUGUUGGCUCUAUCCACCUAAAUAUAUACUUAAUGAUGAUGAUGUUACUUUGGAUGAUUCAGAUGAAUCAAAUUUACUCAAAAUAGGUGGAUUUGCCUAUUUUAAUUCCAAUGAUAAUAAUAUUGAUCAACUUCGACUUAUUCGUGUUAAUUCAUUGAUUGUGCCUGGUAUAAAUGGACUAACUUUUGAAGGUCCAUAUCCUUGGCGAAAAGAAUUUACAGAUAGACUCUGGACACAAAAUCGAUUCCAACCUGUAACACUAUCAUGUCUUUUGAACAAAGGUGCACGAUAUUUUGCUUUUAUUAAUCCUUGUGAAUCAUUAUCUGCUGAAAAUGGUCAAUCAUCAUGGACACCGUCACCACAUGGAGCUUUUGCAUAUUUAUUUAAUGAAGAUCAUUCACCACAUUCAUUUGAUUGUUUUUUUUCUGUGGCUGAUGAUUGCUUAGGUGUUUCAGUGAGCGAUGAGGAUUGA